Molossus molossus (Pallas's mastiff bat) is the source of this 595-nucleotide messenger RNA. RefSeq names its product phosphohistidine phosphatase 1 (gene PHPT1). The transcript is spliced from 3 exons. Lineage: Eukaryota; Metazoa; Chordata; Mammalia; Chiroptera; Molossidae. Gene Ontology annotation, biological process: peptidyl-histidine dephosphorylation. Gene Ontology annotation, molecular function: protein histidine phosphatase activity. Bases 49 to 411 code for a protein of 120 amino acids. The record is from RefSeq and is a predicted model, not a curated record. Gene Ontology annotation, cellular component: cytosol.
GCGUAGGGUAGGGCCGCGGGCCGCAGGAGCGGGCGCGCCCCCGGAAACAUGGCGGCGGCGGACCUUUCCCAGGUCCCCGACGUGGACAUCGAUCCCGACGGCGUGUUCAAGUACGUGCUGAUUCGGGUCCACGCGGCCCCGGCAGGGGAGAGCAAGGAGAUCGUGCGCGGCUACAAGUGGGCCGAGUACCACGCCGACAUCUACGACAAGGUGUCCGGCGAGCUGCAGAAGAAAGGCUAUGACUGCGAGUGCCUGGGAGGCGGGCGCAUCUCCCACCAGAGCCAGGACAAGAAGAUCCACGUGUACGGCUACUCCAUGGGAUACGGGCGCGCCCAGCACUCCAUCUCCACGGAGAAGAUCAAAGCCAAGUACCCCGACUACGAGGUCACCUGGGCUGACGACGGCUACUGAGGCCCACUGAGGCCUGCUGCCUCCAGCUGCCCGUUCAGGACUCUGCCCUUGAAGCCCCCUCCUGCGGGGCUGGGCUGCACUCCUGGUGCUGUGCCACCCUGCCCAGACCUUGGAGCUGGACACCAGCCUGGUCCCACUAUCUGGGUUUGCCUCACCCACUGGAAUUAAAAGCGUUGUCACCCCA